CUUGUUGUCCGUGUCAUCCAUUGGUUUCAUCAUGGCUGUACAAGCAGGAAGGUCCGUGGUUUUCGUGACUGGAAACGCAAAGAAACUCGAAGAGGUUAUUCAGAUCCUAGGAGACACGUUUCCCUACAAACUAGUGUCAAAAAAUAUUGACUUACCUGAGUACCAGGGGGAGCCAGAUGAGAUUUCCAUACACAAGUGUAAGGAAGCUGCACAGCAGAUUGAUGGGCCAGUGAUAGUGGAGGACACAUGUCUGUGUUUCACAGCUUUAGGAGGCUUGCCUGGUCCUUACAUAAAAUGGUUCCUGGAUAAACUCAAGCCAGAAGGUUUGUAUAAACUUCUAGCUGGGUUUGAAGAUAAAUCAGCGUGGGCUCUCUGCACUUUUGCUUUCUGUCCCGGUAAGGGUGAACCAGUACAACUCUUCAGAGGGAAAACAGAGGGUCACAUUGUGGAACCACGCGGACCUCGAGACUUUGGCUGGGAUCCUUGUUUCCAGCCAAAGGGAUUUGACAAAACCUAUGCUGAACUGCCCAAAGAAGUGAAGAAUACAAUCUCUCACCGCUUCCGAGCACUGGCUGCCAUGUCUGAACACUUUGCUCAAUCCAACAAUAUCUCACCACAGAACAAGAAUAAACAAGAAGAUUAAUGUUGCUUACUAUUAAGACAUGUUUGGGACAGAUUUGUAAUCUACUUGUAGAAUCCACAGCUAUAAAGGUCACACACUAUGUUUUCUCUUACUUUUAAUAAACCACGUGUUUAAGUGUAAAUACA
This is a messenger RNA of Solea senegalensis (Senegalese sole), 768 nucleotides long. It is a transcript of the gene itpa, whose product is annotated as inosine triphosphatase (nucleoside triphosphate pyrophosphatase). NCBI's taxonomy places the organism in Eukaryota, Metazoa, Chordata, Actinopteri, Pleuronectiformes, Soleidae. The record is from RefSeq and is a predicted model, not a curated record. Gene Ontology annotation, cellular component: cytoplasm. The coding region runs from base 32 to 643 and encodes 203 amino acids. Gene Ontology annotation, molecular function: nucleoside triphosphate diphosphatase activity. The transcript has 8 exons. Gene Ontology annotation, biological process: nucleoside triphosphate catabolic process.